AUGACAGCAAAUAAUAACCAAGAAGGCGAUCAAGACAACGAAUUUAUUAUACCCGAAUCUGUGAUAAACCAAAUUUUAAACUAUAAUAAUAGCAAUACUACAACUUCUGGGUUUACUAGACAAGAUAUAAACAUAUUAAUAACACAUCACGAAAAUAUGAGUGAUAUGCCCUCAACAACAAAUGUUUUUAACAAUAUUAAUAUUAACAAUGACCAAGAUAAUCCUAGGGGUAUAUCUCAUAUUUCAGAAAGAAGAAAUAGAGCAUUACGUAGAUUAUUACAGUAUUUAUUGGUUUUGGAUCGUUUACUAUUAGCAGUUUUCUUCCCACUAUCCAUAUACAAUCUAACCAAGGCAUUAAUGAACGGGGUCACAUUUAGUAAAUUAGGUAUCGCCGAGGAAAUAUUAAUGUAUUGGGAUAAUGUUAACGUUUUACAACAACAAUCUUGUACUACUGAUACUAAUUUUGGGAUUGAUUUAUUAUAUAUUUCCAACGAAAACUCAGGAUUACUAUCCAAAUUUCACAAUGUUUUAGUAUACUAUACCCAAGAAUUUAUACUGCCAUAUCUAAAUAAUGAUAAUUAUAGUAGUGGCAUAACGUACGCGAUUAAAAAACUAACACUUACAUGGUACCCUAGAUUGAUAAAAUUAAACACUCUUGUUAUAUAUUUAGGUUUUGGAAUAUUUACAAGUACAUAUUUUUGCUUUGCGGUCUGCUUUUUUUUCGUCUGUAUUACAUUAAGUUUUUUAAGAAGAUAUUUGUCUGUAAUGAGAGUCGUUAAUAAAUUAACUAGCGCAACAUUACAAUGGUAA
Molecule: messenger RNA, 810 nt
Organism: Saccharomycodes ludwigii
Lineage: Eukaryota; Fungi; Ascomycota; Saccharomycetes; Saccharomycodales; Saccharomycodaceae
Gene: ASI2
Product: Asi2p
Exons: 1
Coding region: 1-810 (269 amino acids)
Source: RefSeq, a predicted model, not a curated record